GCACCAUUGGAUGCAGUCUGAGUUUUUGCCACUCGAAAUUAUAUGUGACGUCACACCGAAAAGUGCCAUUGCUCAUGGUUGAGAGUGUGGGCGACCGCGAGCCCGCGCACCUGUCAGGUGUCGCGCACCCAAGAGCCAAACAUACUUUUAAGGAGCCACGUUCACGCCGUCUUUCAUCACGCGUUCAACUUUGUAUCCGGCAAGGCUCGUGUCAGCCGGUCCAGAACCGAGCGCGAAGCCGCCACCUCGGGAGUCCUCGGCCGCUUCCGCAUUCUCGCGGCAGCCCGCGUCCAUGCGCCCAACAGGGAAAAAAACCGGUCGGUCCGGCUUAUCUGGAGCCCGCCUUUGCUGGCCCGGAACAAUGCUUCAUCCCCGCCGCACAGGAGAGCAGCACAGCGGCGCGGCUACUUCUGGGCUGCGGUGGCUCGCAUUCAGCGGUUGAAGGACGGUCCUAAGAUACGGAGGUCAUGGAGGGCUGCUGCCGCUCCUGCAUGCCGUGUUUGAAGCGCCUCUGGGACUGCAUCUGGCCAGACUUCCGCUACCCCAGCGUGCCGAACCAUGUGAUCGCCAACCGGGCCGCGCAAACCGCCGAGAUCCGGACCGUGUCGGGCGACAUUCGCGUGCCGUCGCCCAAGAAGAGGCCGGUCCAACUGUACGCUGCGCUCUUCGACUUCGAGGCCCGCAGCGAUGACGAGCUGACGGUGCGUGAGGGCGACAAGCUUUCGGUGCUGGAGCAGCGAGGCGACUAUGUGCUGGCCAAGAAACUGACCGGGUCACUGGACUCCGGACUUAUUCCUGCCAAUUAUGUGGCGGUUCUGCAGGACGAGUUUGCCAAACACAAGUGGUACUACGGCAACAUCAACCGCACCAAAGCCGAGAAGCUGCUGCUGGCCCCCCAAAACAAAGAUGGCUGCUUCCUGGUACGCAUCAGUGAGAGUCACAGUGAUGAGUACACCAUCUCAGCUCGGAGUGAUGGGAAGGUGUUCCACUUCCGUGUGCAACGCUCCUCCAUCGGUGCCUAUUUUGUGUCCGACAAGAUCUCCUUUGGGACGCUGGGCGAGCUGGUCUCGUACUAUCAGAAGAACCCUCGCAGUUUGGGCGUGCUGCUGGCGGAACCUUGUGCUCAGCAGCGGGAGAUUUACGACAUGGAGCCUUGGGAGAGGCCUCGCGAGGAGUUCAAGCUGCAUCGCAAGUUGGGCGAAGGGCACUUUGGCGAAGUAUGGGAGGCUCUGUGGACCGCCGAGAACAAGCGAGUGGCUAUUAAGAUGCUCAAACAAGAGGACACCAAACAGGAUGAGUUUGUGAAGGAGGUGCAGGCAUUGAAGAGCCUCCACCAUCCCAAACUGAUCCAGCUGCUGGCUAUGUGCUCCCGAGGAGAACCAGUCUACAUUGUCACUGAGCUGAUGAGCAAAGGAAGCCUCAAGUCCUACCUGGCCUCUGCAGAAGGUCAGGUGCUGACCUCAGCUCACCUCAUCUUCAUGGGCAGUCAGGUGGCUGAGGGCAUGGCCUACUUGGAAGACCGGAACAUCGUCCACAGAGACUUGGCGGCUAGAAACAUCCUGGUGGGAGAGGACCUGGUCUGCAAGGUGGCAGACUUCGGGCUGGCUCGUAUUAUCAAGGACAGUGUGUACACAGCUAGCCGGACCACCAAGAUCCCUGUGCGGUGGACGGCACCGGAGGCAGCCAUUCACCAGAAGUUCUCCGUCAAGUCGGACGUGUGGUCCUUUGGCAUUCUGCUCUUCGAGAUGAUGUCGCGCGGGAAAAUGCCCUACGAAGGCAAAAACAACAAGCAGGUGUUGGACCUGCUGUCAUCUGGUGCUCGCCUGGCGUGCCCUAGCAGAUGUCCUCACAACAUCUACCGCAUCAUGAUGGACUGUUGGGCGGGCGAUCCUUCCAAGAGGCCUUCCUUCCAUGCUUUGCACAGCCAGCUGGACUCCAUUUAUGCUCGUAUCUACUUCAAGACCAUCGAGGUGUGACAAUGGGGCGGAGAAAAGGAGGACAAUAUCGCCGCCAUGGACGCUGACAUAAACGGUCUGCCAUGAAGGAAGCCAGAUGGAAUUCUUCACCGAGCCACGACUAUUUCCUCAAUGACGACUGCAGGCCACAGGCGCUAUGUGCAAUAAUGAUGUGCUGGCUGGUGUUUCGCCAUAUUAACUGCCUGACAUAAGCUAAUCUUUUUGUCCAAACGUAACCUCCAGUUAUUCUUAAAGGAAGACGGUAUGCUGGUGAUUCCUCAGUGGAGAUGGAAUUUCCUUUUGGUCAUUAGCUUUAGCAUUAUCAUUUUUUAAGAACAAAUGUGAGCCCAUGAAAGUGUUCAGGCUUGCAAUCAUUGCUAAAUCACUUUGCACUGACUGUUGGUGGGCAAAGUAUGACUGUUUCUUUUUUUUAAAUUAAUCUGGCCCUCGAAGCAGCUGCAUUGUCAAGAGUCCUUUAAAAAAAAUUGGGGAGGGAUAAUUUACAUUUUUCCCCCCUAAAAUAAAAUGCAUUUAUUAUUGUAAUAAUAAUUAUUAUUAUUAUUGUAAUAUUUUAUUAUCUUUCUUUUUAAUUGUUCCUUCAAAUAAUCCCAUUCUUGGUAGCGAAAAUCCACAAGUAAUUGAUGCCCCUUAAAAUGUUUAGUUUCCUAUAUUAAUAGUUUGAGCUGUAAAUAUGCCACCAUUUCUUUACUGAUUUUUUUUUUAAAUCAGAGAUUCAAUUAAUCCUCUAAAAAUAAUUUGGGGUGCUGAUUCCAAAUCUCCCCUCAUUUUCAUCUACUCUGAUCCUUGAAGGCCCCUGUCCUUCAUGCUUUACAUCAUUGGUGUCAAACUCAGGUCCUGGAGGGUCGCUGUCCUGCAUGUUUUCUAAGUCUCUAUCAAGUGUGUUGCAACAGGGAGACUUGGGGGAGACUUGGGAGACAGGGAGGCCAUGACUUGGAAAACAUGCAGGACAGCGGCCCUCCAGGACCUGAGCUUGACACCCAUGCUUUACAUCUUUCCCUCCUCCAACACACCUGAUUCAAACUAUCAGUUCAUCAACAAGCUCUGUAGAAGCUUGAUAAUUAUCCUGACCAUUUGAAUCAGGUGUGCAUUAGGACGGAAACAUCUAAAGCACGUAGGACAAGGGGGCUCCCAGGGACCAGAGUUGGUGACCCCAGCUCUUCCACAUCAGAUUUUCCUAAUAAUAAAAAUAAACUGAACUGGUUGCAAGUCAAAUGCAGGGAACACAUAGACAAACAACCAUCACACCCACUGUCACACUUGGCACAAUUUAGACUUGAUUCCAUUUUGAGUCUAAAUUAUGCCAGAUGUGACUCUAAAUUUUAGCCUACCAGGUUAAGCCACGGAUGGAUUUUUUUUCUACAACUAUAAAUUACAACUCUUGGUAAUAUCUAUAUUUUGCCAGCUUUUAUUGGUCAAACCCGUACACACAAACAAGUGAUGAUCUCAAAAACCUAAUGUGCUCAAAAAUUUGUUUGAAAUCUCUGUCAAAAAUACAUUUCAGCACACAUAAAGCUAUUUAUGAUUAAAAUGUGUUGCUCAAAAGUUUUAUGAUCCUAAAACCAAUUCAAAUUCUA
Molecule: messenger RNA, 3550 nt
Organism: Hippocampus zosterae (dwarf seahorse)
Lineage: Eukaryota; Metazoa; Chordata; Actinopteri; Syngnathiformes; Syngnathidae
Gene: srms
Product: src-related kinase lacking C-terminal regulatory tyrosine and N-terminal myristylation sites
Exons: 8
Coding region: 468-1976 (502 amino acids)
Biological process (GO): innate immune response; cell surface receptor protein tyrosine kinase signaling pathway; protein phosphorylation
Cellular component (GO): extrinsic component of cytoplasmic side of plasma membrane
Molecular function (GO): signaling receptor binding; non-membrane spanning protein tyrosine kinase activity; ATP binding
Source: RefSeq, a predicted model, not a curated record